Molecule: messenger RNA, 959 nt
Organism: Zea mays
Lineage: Eukaryota; Viridiplantae; Streptophyta; Magnoliopsida; Poales; Poaceae
Exons: 1
Coding region: 281-889 (202 amino acids)
Source: RefSeq, marked predicted
GGCCUUCGUGCUCAUCUUCGCCCACACCUUCCUCUUCAUCGCGGUCGCCGUCCACUUCGCUCACCCACUCGCCACGGACAUCCUCGCCGACAUCAAAGCACAAAGGAGCAGCAGCAGGACCACUACCACUACCGGCGCCGCGAGCUCAAACCACUCCAAGGAGCUUGCGUUGCUAGCGAUCUACCUCUGCUACCUCGCGAGCAAACUCGCCACCCAGCUCGUCACCGCCCUCGCCACCGCCACGACCUACUCCGGCGAGCGCCUCACGCGUAAGGUGGUCAUGGAGAGGAUCGCCGGAGGCGGCGGCCUUCUCGGCACGGCUGCCGUCGCCGGCGUGCUGGAGCUGUCGUUCACGGCUCUACUCGCGGCGCUACUCGUAUCCACGUGGACCUACGCUGACGACUCGAUCGUAAAGUCUGUGUGUGGCUACUCGAUGUUCUCGGUGGCGCUUCUCGUCUACAUCUACCUCGCCACGGUGAUCCCGGUCAGCGUCGGCGUGUCGGCGGUGGACAGAGGCUGCCACGGCGUCUGGGCGCUCCGCCGGGCGUGGCGGCUCUUGAGAGCAAGGGGGAAGGAGGCUGCCGUGCUCGUGUUCGUCGUCAACAUCCUGCCUGCUUUCAUCUACCCAGCCCCCGUGUACGCGUUCUCGUACAUGUACCCGGCGGACGAGUACUCCCUCUACUACGGACAGGACAUGGCGGUCAGGUUUUCUCUCCACGGCCCGGCGAUGUGGAGGCAGUGGAGCCAGGGCGUGUGCUGGUUCAUGGGCGUAGUUUUCGGAUCUGGUCUUCCCUCGGUUGGUGCGCAGCUGUUCUCCAUGGUGGCAGCCACGGUGUUCUGCUGCCUCUCCAUAGAAACCAACGAUGAUGCAGCGCGCGCAGUAGUAUAAAACUGCUUGACAAUUUUGUAUUAAUUGUCGAUCACACCUAAGCUAGUCAAAAUUUACCUACUUUAAUUUU